AAACGAGAGCGAGCCUCGCGCACAUGAAACCCCUCCGUUUUCUCGGCCUCGCACGGGGAAACGACCCGUACGCGCGCCACGCCGUGUCUGCUGCUCGUCUCCUAUAAAACAACCCGUUGUCACGCUCGCCUUGCCAUUACAACGUCGCUAGCUUCUUCCGCUCGUUUAGAAAACGCCACCACCACCAAAGUCAGGCACCCCCGCCGAGAGAGUUAGCUAGCUGCGCGCAUGCAGGCGAGGCGGCACAGAGGAUUCCGGCUAGGCCGGAAGCUGCUCGGGCUCUGGCGAUGGGCGCUCUGCCACCGGCGGCGGCGGCGCGGCCGCGGCUACCUCCGCCUGCAGCCGUGCCCGGGAGCUGCAGGCGGCCGCUCCCCUCUGCUGGCCGCCGGGAGCGUCAAGAAGCAGCCGCCGCCGCCGCAGCAGCAGAUCGUCGUGCAUCAGCGUGGUGGGGAGAAGGCGGUGCUCAAGUGGGGGCGGUCGCUGGCGCGGCGGAUGAGGCUCCUGCGGCGGCGGGGAUCCGAGCGGCUCCUGGAGGAAUCCCCCGGGGAGGCGACGACGCCCAAGGGGCAGGUGGCGGUGUACGUGGGCGGCGGCGAGCCCGGGGAGUCGAUGAGGUACGUGGUGCCGGUGGUCUACUUCAACCACCCGCUGUUCGGCGAGCUGCUCCGCGAGGCCGAGGAGGAGUUCGGGUUCGCGCACCCGGGCGGCAUCACCAUCCCCUGCGCCGCCGCGCGGUUCGAGCGCGCGGCCGCCGUGGCCGCCGCGGGCGGCGGCGGGAGGAAGGUGCCCACCUGGUGGUAGCACGUGGCCAGGCCGCGGCCGGUGUACAUACAUACACACGUGUCAUGUGUGCUCGAUCGAGUAGGACUCAAACGUGUACGUGUAUUCUUUUUUUUUUUGGUUUUGUUUUUUACUUCUUAUUGUUCCUCCCCUUUCUGUGUGGAUGCGCAUCCAUCUCUGCAUGCGAUGUGAGGAGGCCUAGUUAGAUUUACAGACGGAGGAUGCUACUAAAGUAAUACUAUAAUUCUUUUUGACUCGAUCAA
Messenger RNA from Oryza sativa Japonica Group (Japanese rice), 1043 nucleotides. Its product is annotated as auxin-responsive protein SAUR36. The record is from RefSeq and is a predicted model, not a curated record. Gene Ontology annotation, biological process: response to auxin. Lineage: Eukaryota; Viridiplantae; Streptophyta; Magnoliopsida; Poales; Poaceae.